AGGGGAGACAAUCAGUGGAGAUUCUGAAAGGUAUGCUAGUUCUGCUAUUGACCGUCAAGGAAGCACAUCCAUGAGGAAGUCUUUCCACUACGCUUCCCUGAGAGUAAAAACCAAAAAAUGGUCCAAAGGGAGUUCUCUGACCAGUGGGAGUAGGAGGCGGAUUUCCUGCAAAGAUCUGGGGCAUGGAGAUUGUGAGGGCUGGCUGUGGAAGAAAAAAGAUGCCAAAGGUUACUUUACACAAAAAUGGAAAAAAUACUGGUUUAUUCUGAAGGAUUCUUCACUAUACUGGUACACAAACCAGAAUGAUGAAAAAGCAGAAGGAUUCAUCAGUUUACCUGAGUUCAGGAUAGAUAGAGCCAUCGAAUGCAGAAGGAAACAUGCCUUUAAAGCAUGCCACCCCAAAAUUAAAAGCUUCUACUUUGCGACUGACUGUCUUGAAGAAAUGAAUAGAUGGAUGAAUCGUCUGGGUCUUGCAGCCAUUGGUUACACACCUGAUGACAAGGAAAUUCGUCCAGAUGAAGAUUACUGGAGUGAAAGUGACCAGGACGAUAUUGACGGCUCUUUAACUCUGAAACAGGAAGGCUCCUCAACAUUGGGUGACACCUAUCAUCGAACACCCUCGGUGAAUUCUUCAAGUCCAUUCCCUGAACCCAAACAUGGCCGACAUUUUUCAAGUGAAUCAACUUAUUCUCAUUCUUCUGCGGAGGACUCCCGACAAGAUGCCACAGGAAGUACACAUUCAUCAGGAUGCAGGCCUUCCUACCGAGAAAGGCGCUCAUGGCAGGACCUUAUAGAGACCCCUUUAACCAGUUCAGGGCUCCAUUUUCUUCAGACUGUUCCUCCUGACUCAGAAUACAUAAGUGGUCGACCUGGAAUGUCACCAGAUAAGCGAAGACAAGCAACAUUACCAGUCCAAAGACGUCACAACCAUGAACGGGAUGGGCCUUUCCCACUAGUGGAAUGUCAGAGAGGACAUAGUUCUCAAAGUAGGCCUCAGAAACAACGUAGUCAGAGUCUUCCGCGAAACAGAGAUGUCAGGAGCAAGGGAUGUGUAAAGUCUGCAGGAAUAUCAGAAGAGAUGCCAGAAGAGAAACUUCUUAUUAAAAGGCAAAAUAGUUUCUGUAAUGAAGAAAAUACAAAGGAAAUACAAGAAAGUACAGAUGGUCUGCAACAGUUGUACAGGUCUUUGGAACAAGCUAGCUUGUCAGCCUUUGGAGAACAGCGACCCUCCACCAAGCAGGAAUUCCGUAGGUCUUUUGUAAAGAGGUGCAAUGACCCAAUUGUCAAUGAAAAGCUUCAUCACAUCAGAGUUCUCAAGAGCACUUUAAAAGCAAAGGAAGGAGACCUGGCAAUUAUCAACAACGUUCUGGAUGAUCCCAGCUUAACAUCAAAGAAAUUUAAAGAAUGGAAACUACAAAACUAUGAAUUCUUCCUGGACAUUUGUGAGUACAGUGCUGCUCUGAAAUCUCAAAAUGGAGCCUCUGAACUUGCAACCCCAGCACCACUGCUGACACACACACAUUCAUUCAUUGAAACGCACGUCUGACAGGACUAGCAGCUAAACACUUGUUGAGUGCCAUGAAAAAUCUAAUAAGACAAACACUGUAAUAUUUGUAAAUAAUGUACUCAGCAGUAUUGUAAAUAAGUUGGAUAAGAGAAUAGUGCCACAGGAUGCCUACUACAUUGCAUGAUAAAACAGUAAUAUUCUGUUCUGGAUUAUUUUUGUUUGCUAUUAUCUGCCAACAUGCGUAUCGAGCUCUGCAUUAGAAAGAAGCAGUACAGAAGUGUAAAUGAAAAGAAAUAGCAGUAUAUUUACUUACGUACUGUACUAAAGCUAAGCUUAUAAUAAUGAGCUCCUACAAUCAUUUUAUAUAUUUAGAUAUAUAUAUAUAAUAUAAACAUAUCUAUGUAUAUAAAAUGUGUAACAUGAUAGUUUAUAUUUAUUUUUUAAAAUACCCUAAAAUUUACAUCUUCAAAAGCUUUUCUUCAAAGAAAUACAAAACAAAUAAAAAUACUUUGGCCAGUCUUAAGACUCUACAUUUAUUUUCUCAACAUUCCCAAACAGUGACAGCUACCAUCUUUGAAAUCAGACCAAACCAGUAUCAUUAAAAAGUAAACUUAACCCUUUUAAUGUGCCUUAAAAGUAGGGUAUAAACCCAGCAAAUAUUGUAAUUUGGCCCUGUGGACAUACUGUACACACCACUUAUGCUGUGCUGUGUGUAAAAUAACUUCCUGCCUUUAAUAGGAGUGGCCUCAGACAUGUAAGUAUGGCACAGAAGAGGUUAAGAUACAAGUAAAACAAAGCCGGUUGUCCCCUGAUACAAAUCUUGAAAUGCCUUUUAAUUGAAUCUGACAUAUUUCAUGCAAAAGAAAAACCGUAUUUUUUUCUGAAAAUGGUAGCUGUUGCAAUUUUCAUAAUUUCUUCACUGUGAAUUUAGUGCCACAAACCUGUGAGUCUCAAAAUGUAGACAUUAUUUUCUGAUGCUUUAAGGCUGAGAGUUAAGUAAAAAAAAUCUGAACUAAUCAGUUCUUUUGUAUACCAGUCUAUCAUAUACAGCUGGGUAAAUAAUUCUUAUUCACUAUUCAAAAUUCACUAAAUUUCUGUGAAUAAUUCUUUAUGGAUAGUUCAUUAACAAGGUAAUUGCAGCUAUUCAGUGCAAUAUUUGAGGUUCAAUCUGUAUUGAUU
This is a messenger RNA of Alligator mississippiensis (American alligator), 2686 nucleotides long. Its product is annotated as connector enhancer of kinase suppressor of ras 2. The record is from RefSeq and is a predicted model, not a curated record. The transcript is spliced from 11 exons. Bases 71 to 1546 code for a protein of 491 amino acids. Lineage: Eukaryota; Metazoa; Chordata; Crocodylia; Alligatoridae.